Paracoccidioides brasiliensis Pb18 is the source of this 888-nucleotide messenger RNA. Its product is annotated as bifunctional precorrin-2 dehydrogenase/sirohydrochlorin ferrochelatase MET8. Gene Ontology annotation, biological process: siroheme biosynthetic process. The record is from RefSeq and is a predicted model, not a curated record. Gene Ontology annotation, molecular function: precorrin-2 dehydrogenase activity; protoporphyrin ferrochelatase activity. The coding region runs from base 1 to 888 and encodes 295 amino acids. The transcript has 3 exons.
AUGCCGCCCUCGAAAUUCCCCGAGAUACAGCCAGGCGGUUCCCUCAUCGUCGCAUGGCAGGCUAAGAACAAGCAUAUCCUAGUGGUCGGCGGGGGCGAGGUACAGUCCAACCCAUCCAUUCGUAUAUACGGGCAUACAAUUGAGGCUGCUGCUGCUGCGAAGGGGGGAGGGGACAAACUAACCCAACCCAACCAUUGCUUGCAGGUAGCAGCCGGGCGCAUCGUUCACGGGCUCAAUGCAGGCGCAAAGGUAACUGUGAUAAGCCCAUCCUCAGGCCUCAACGACGAAGUCUCCUACCGUAUCGCCUCCAAACAAGUCUCGCACAUCGACCGCAAAUUUGAACCGCAUGACCUUGAUCCGGAAAAGAACGAUGGCAUAGGGGUGGUAGAUAUGGUGCUUGUUGCUGUCGAUGACCCAGAGGCCUCAACGCAGAUCUGGAAGCUGUGUAAGGAGCACAGGAUCCCUGCCAACAUAGCCGACGUGCCUUCGGAAUGUGAUUUUUAUUUCGGGAGCGUCCACCGGGAUGGGCCGUUACAGAUCAUGGUGAGUACGAAUGGCAACGGGCCGAAAUUGGCGAGCAUAGUUCGCAAACACAUUGCGCGGUCGUUACCAGGGAAUACUGGGGCUGCGAUCGAAAAUGUGGGUCGAUUGAGGAGGAGGCUGAGAGACUUGGCGGCAUCGCAGAAGGAUGGACCGAAGAGGAUGAAAUGGAUUUCCCGAAUAUGCGAAACGUGGAGUCUGGAAGAGCUCGUAGAGAUGGAUGAGGAUGAUAUUGAGACUCUACUCGGCUACUAUCCUUCAGACAGUGUGCCAACGUUCGAGCAAGUGCGUCUGGGAGAGAAUGCGGGCGUGACGGUAUUUGACGGGAGCAUGGGCUUCAGUUGCUAA